AUGGCUCGCCCUAUUCUCAUCGAUGUUGGAAUGGCCGAACAGCUUACAGCAUUCGGGUUGCAGCAAGGUAUCAAAAGCAUACCAUCUCGCUCGACGAGGAAGCGAAAAGCCAGAGCCAAGCUAGCUGCGAGAGUGAGAGAUGAGCGCUUCAAAGCUGGACCAUUUUGGUUCAAGCUGCUCAUUUCUGAAGCAACCGCCGGCGUCAUCAUGGGUCACGUUUGGAGNNNNGGUAUGUUUUCUGCUGAUGGUCUCAAUUUCGAUAUACCCGCCCUCGCAGAUGCAUCCGGCCUAUGGGAGGAGACAUUUAACUCGUUUGUCGAUGCCAAGCCCCGCGGACCAGCUGCUGUUGGUAUCGAUGUCACCAUGGUGGCAUCUCGACAUGCAUAUGGCUUGGCUGGUCACUCGACAAGUCUUGACUUGCCCCGCUUAGAGGAACCCUAUAGGAUAUACAAUACCGAUGUCUUCGAGUAUCCAGUUGAUUCACCGACGUCUUUGUAUGGUGGAUCGCCCUUCCUACUAUCUUUCCACUACAAGGAUGAUCCUAAUCAUGAGGCCCACUUCGAUCAGCCCUUCGUUACCGGACUACUAUGGAAUAAUCCCUCGGAAACAUUUGUCAAAGUUGAUACCCCGCAUUAUCACGAGAAGGAGAUCCAGCAGCCGCUUCACGACGCUAAAUCUUGGUUUCUAUCGGAGUCUGGAAUCGUCGACAUGUUUGUCAUAACUGGUCUAGAGCCGUACGAGGUCCUGUACAAAUACCAUACAAUCACAGGCUUUCCAUCUACCGUACCCAUGUUUGCCUUGGGCAAGCAUCAGAGUCGGUGGAACUAUGAUGAUAUCGCUGAUGUGAAAAAAGUGAAUCAGCAGUUCGAUGCCAAUGAUGUUCCACUUGAUGUGUUAUGGCUGGAUAUCGAACAUACCGAUGGCAAACGAUACUUUACUUGGGAUAAGGACAGGUUCGCUGACCCUAAAGAUAUGCUCGACAGUGUAGUGAAGACCAAGCGGAAGAUGGUGGCCAUCGUGGAUCCACACAUUAAGGUCGAUAACGACUACAGUGUAUACCAAAGGUUCGAGGCUGAAAAGGGUUUCGUCCAGCUCAAGGAUGGUACCGACUUCGUGGGUUCGUGUUGGCCUGGUGAAUCCAAGUAUCCCGACUUUACCGAUCCGGCAGUGAGAGCCACUUGGUCAAAGCUAUUCAAUUUCACAGAGUACAAAGGGUCCGGUGAAGGUCUCUACAUAUGGAAUGAUAUGAACGAGCCGUCGGUCUUCAACGGCCCCGAGAUGACUAUGCCUCGUGAUGUGGUCCAUCACUCGGGUGUUGAACACCGAGACUUACACAACUUGUACGGUAUGUACGUCCAUCGUGCAUCUUAUGAGGGAAUGUUGGGCCGAUCCAAAGGUAAGCGUCGACCAUUCGUCCUUUCACGAAGCUUCUUUACUGGGUCGCAUCGGUAUGGUCCGAUCUGGACUGGAGACAACAUGGCUGACUUUGUUCAUCUGGGUCAUAGUGUGCCCAUGCUUCUAUCGAUGGCGGUCAACGGCAUGUCGUUCGUGGGUGCCGAUGUGCCAGGCUUCUUCGGUAAUCCCACUAAUGAGCUCUUCAUCCGAUGGCAUCAGCUGGGGGCUCUGGCAUAUCCAUUUUAUCGGGCCCAUGCUCACUUGAACACCCUCAGAAGGGAGCCAUGGAUGCUCGGACCAGAAGCACUAGAACAUGUGAGAGGAGCAGUGAGUGUGAGGUAUACCCUGAUGCCGAUGUGGUACACCCUGUUCAUGGAAUACUCAUUGGGUGGAAGGCCUGUAAUACGCCCUCUAUGGUUCGAUAAUCACGACGAUAUCAAUACAUUCGCGGAAGCGACUCAGAAUACUCAUAUCAUGGUUGGCGACGAUAUAUUGGUCAAGGCAGUGUCGCAUUCAGUUGAUAAGAGUGUGAACGAUCAUGUGUAUCUACCACAAUCUAGACACGCUCAUGAUGGAUGGUAUGAUUUCUACUCCUUUGACUGGAAGAAGGGAGGCUUGGAUCACGAGUUGCGAUUGCCGGCUCAUUCACUACCCAUGUACAUGCGUGCAGGGAGUAUUAUCACACGGAAGAUGAGGCGAAGAAGGUCCACACAGGCGAUGGAGAACGAUCCAUACACGAUUUAUAUCAAUUGUGCCAUAGAUGCUGAGGAAGGUGGUAUGAUGGCCCAUGCUUCGGGCAGGCUCUUCAUUGAUGCUGGUGAUGGUUAUGAGUAUUUGGACGGACAAUUCCUCUACAUGAAGCUGAAUUAUCGUUACAGAACAUUAAAGGCCGAAUCUUUGAGCAUUCCACUCCACCACAAGCUCGAUGAUAAAGGGCGGCCCACUCGAAUCCACGGGAAGUUGUCUGCAUGGUCUCAAGGAGGGCUUGGUGUCGAAAGACUUGUUUUUGUUGGCUCAACGGUCGCUCCAGACGUGAUAAAGUAUAUCGAUCCGAAUGGUGAGCAAGACUUGCUGUUCACCAUCACUGAUAUGGGCUUGUCCCACCCUCCACGGUUCCAUAUUGUGGUUAAACGUCCCCCGAUUACACUGGGUGAUUACGGUUGGCGUAUCGAGUUGAGAGGACUCAAUUUUGCUAAGGUCCAGAAACACCAAGAGAUGGCUAGUAUGGGCCCAUCAUAUGGUAGUGGCAGCAAUAUCAUUCGUUAAUAGGGUUGUAGACAGCAUGC
This is a messenger RNA of Perkinsus marinus ATCC 50983, 2681 nucleotides long. Its product is annotated as Neutral alpha-glucosidase C, putative. The record is from RefSeq and is a predicted model, not a curated record. Gene Ontology annotation, molecular function: alpha-glucosidase activity. Bases 1 to 2661 code for a protein of 886 amino acids. Gene Ontology annotation, biological process: carbohydrate metabolic process; N-glycan processing. The transcript has 14 exons. NCBI's taxonomy places the organism in Eukaryota, Perkinsozoa, Perkinsida, Perkinsidae.